Messenger RNA from Nanorana parkeri, 4043 nucleotides. RefSeq names its product ERCC excision repair 6 like, spindle assembly checkpoint helicase (gene ERCC6L). Lineage: Eukaryota; Metazoa; Chordata; Amphibia; Anura; Dicroglossidae. The transcript is spliced from 5 exons. Gene Ontology annotation, molecular function: DNA translocase activity; ATP binding; protein binding. The coding region runs from base 12 to 4043 and encodes 1343 amino acids. The record is from RefSeq and is a predicted model, not a curated record.
AGGACCCAGAGAUGUCGAAGAAAUGCGAAAGGUAUGGAGAAAAGGCCAAGGCUGAAGCAAAGAAUGGCGGUGAGUGGGUGGACGGAGGAUUUCGGAGCUCCGGUGAUGUCAGCUUGUCAGCAGCUCGGGUGGACCCGGACGUGGCAGAGAAAUACGAGAGAUAUGUAAAAAAGGCAAAGGAAGAAGCAAAGAAUGGCAACCUCCUGAAGUCAAUAGAAUAUUUUCGAAGGGCAGACAGCAUACAUCCCAGUGAAAAGAUAAAAGGUCGAAUAGCAAAGCUUGAAGAGGCUCAACAAGUUAAACUCCAAAAUGAGCAAGAUGAUGAAUUUGUGGAUGUCAUGGGCAGCGGUUUCACGCUUUAUAAAGAGCUGUACGAUAAACUGUUUGAACACCAGAAAGAAGGUGUAGCCUUUUUAUACAGUCUGUAUAGAGAUGGAAGAAAAGGAGGUAUAUUGGCAGAUGAUAUGGGCCUUGGAAAGACUAUUCAAGUUAUUGCUUUCUUAUCUGGGAUGUUUGAUAGUGAAUUAGCCCGCACCGUUCUUUUGAUUAUGCCAACAACACUAAUUAGUAACUGGGUAAAGGAGUUUGAAAAGUGGACCCCAGGCAUGAGGGUGACUGAAUUCCAUGGAGUGAGUAAGAAAGAACGGGCCAGAAACCUAGAAAAGAUCCAGAGGAAAGGCGGUGUUAUCAUUACUACAUAUCAAAUGCUGAUAAAUAACUGGCAACAACUGGCUACCUACAAUGAAAGAGAGUUUGUCUGGGAUUACAUUAUUUUAGAUGAGGCUCACAAAAUUAAGAGCUCCUCAACAAAGACUUCCAAGUCUUGUGCUGCACUGCUUGCUAAAAAUCGCGUUCUUCUCACUGGCACGCCCGUCCAAAACAAUUUAAGAGAACUGUGGGCUUUGUUUGACUUUGCUUGCCAAGGGACAUUGCUUGGGACUGCAAAAACGUUCAAAAUGGAGUAUGAAAAUCCAAUAACUAGGGCCAGAGAGAGAGAUGCUACUCCAGGCGAAAAAGCUCUUGGUCUAAAAAUUUCUGAAAACCUCAUGAACAUUAUCCGACCUUAUUUUAUGAGAAGAACAAAAAGCGAUGUUCAGAACAAAAAAGAUUCAAACCAGCACUUAGUCUCUCAGUCAGAUAUUAAAGUGGCUGAAAUGCCUUCUCUUACCCGGAAAAACGACUUAAUAAUAUGGGUGUAUCUAUCGGCAAUUCAGGAAGAGGUCUAUAGAAAGUUUCUCUCUCUGGACCAAAUUAAGGAAUUGCUGAUGACUACAAGGUCGCCUCUGGCAGAGCUGACUAUUCUAAAAAAAUUGUGCGACCACCCGAGACUUUUGUCGUCCAGAGCAUGUAUUCAGCUUGGACUCGAAGGAGAUGAGGUGUCGGAAGAAGAGCUCGGGGCAGUUACCAAGUUUGAUCAUCUUUCUGAUGAAUCUCUAAUUGAAGAGUCUGGAAAACUUCUUCUUCUUAUUGAGCUCCUUCAUAAACUCAAGGACGAAGGCCACCGAACUCUUGUCUUCUCCCAGUCGAGAAAAAUGCUCGACAUGGUUGAUCGUAUUUUGACAAAUAGAGGAUUUAAGAUUAUGCGCAUCGAUGGUACAGUUUCCCUUUUAGACCGGGAGAAAAGGAUCAGCUUGUUUCAAAGACAUAGAGAAUACUCUGUACUAUUGUUAACCACCCAAGUUGGCGGGGUUGGAUUAACUUUGACCGCAGCCGACCGUGUUGUGAUAUUUGACCCAAGCUGGAAUCCAGCUACUGAUGCUCAGGCUGUCGAUAGAGCUUAUCGAAUAGGACAGCAAGCUAACGUGGUCAUUUACAGGCUCAUCACAUGUGGGACGGUGGAAGAAAAAAUAUACAGGCGGCAGAUCUUUAAAGAUUCCUUAAUCAGGCAAACGACAGGUGACAAAAAGAAUCCGUUCCGCUAUUUCUCAAAGCAGGACUUAAAGGAGCUGUUUACUUUAGAAGAUACCCGUACAUCUACAACCCAGAUCCAGCUCCAAAAUAUGCACUCCUCUCAAAGGAAAACGGACAGCGGUCUAGAUGAACACAUAGCUUACUUGCAUACGUUGCCCAUUUUUGGCAUUUCGGACCAUGACCUCAUCUAUGCGCAUGAAAGUUCCAACCACGAGGAUGAUGAAUGUGAAAAUGAGCACGAAGUACAUUACAUUAAAGAGAGAGUGCAGAAAGCUCACGAUCUUGUACAAAUGGAAUCUCAGAUGAAUGAGCAACUAAUGGAACAGAUAAGGAAGGGAACUGAAGGGGCUUGGCUGCGACAGGUGGCUCCUCCAGAAAAACCCAAACCGAGAAGUCUUCCUAGUUCAAAACCAGUAACCUCCCCUGUCAUUGUGGAUCUGACACAACAAGAAAUGGCUGACAUCAGCUGUCAUAUGGACAGUUUGGUAAUUGAAGAUCCAGAAAAUCAUUCCCUCGCUUCAAUCAAAAGGGAAUUUCCGGAUCAAUUAAAUGGUCAAGGAAUUCAUCUAGUAAGUGAUGAUUAUGGAGAGGAAAACUCGCAUUCCCUUUCGUUUAAAAACAAAGGGACAAAUGAUGUAGACUGUCAGAUGGCCAGCUUGAUCAUUGAAGAUUCAGAUGGAGAAGAAAACCUGCCUCCGGCUCCAUUCAAAUGUGAACCCCCAAGUGAGAUAUGCAUUCAAAAAAAUAGUUUUAUAACUGAAGAUGAUGCAGAAGAAAAGGACCGCAUGCCUUCUGUUUUAUAUCAAAGCGAUUCGCCUACACAGGAUGCCAAUAGUGAUGUGUCACAUGAACAUCAUAAUACUGGAGAUGCUGCUUCAAAACUUUCUCUAGUAGGAAAAUUCUCUCCAUUGGCUUCUCCAGUUUCUUACCCGUUGGAAAGUUUUGCCAGCAAAACAGUGAAAUUGGAUCAGUUUGGCAUGGGACCUGGAAACAUGAGUGUGAAAGAGUCCAGCUUGCGAUCACAGUUACAAUGCGAUUUCAAUUUAGUACUAGAAGAUUCAGCGGAUAAAGAAGGGCAUGGUGUUAGCAUGGGUGAGAUGGAAAUUGUGAUGGAGACCUCGGUGGCCCAAGAGAACGGCCCCAUACUUGUGUUAGACGAUUCCCUACAGAACAUGAGUCAGGAAUGCGACAACUUGAGUCAUUCUUCAGGUGACGAAAUGGAAAAAAGUGACGCUGAAAACAUGAGUGAAGCAAUAGUGAAUUCACUGCCCAGACUUGGAAACAGUCCUGAUCUGGGCCAGAGUCCUAAAGAUGACAUGAAUGGUACAAAUUCAUACCGAGAGGUUCAGGCAAAUGGUAUGGAUACUGAAGAUGAGGAAAUAUUUCACACUGGUCGCCGGAAAGCUGCAAGAAGGAUCUGCUCUGAAAGCGAGUCCGAAAUCUCUGUGUUCCUUGCUGGUGAAAAUGAGAGAAUGUAUUCACCUUUCAGUAGCCCCUCGGCUAAAGGUUUAAGUGCUUCAACACCUAAGAUAGACAAAUCUAUGUCUGGCAAACUGUUCCCUCAGUCCAGUACACCUUCGAGGCGCAGAUCUAUUGCUUCUAGGAGGUCCCUUGUUCAUGUUGCUGUAGAGGAAGCAAUAGAUGUAGAAGAAAGUAUUGUAGAUGUCAAUGAAGAAAGCAGUGAGGAGGAGGAGGAGAAGGAUGAAGAGGAUGACAUUCUUAAAGAUGAAGCUGAAGAAGCAAAAGAAGAACUUGAAAUGACAGAAGAAGAACCUGCAGGAGACACUCUACCUGAAGAGGAGAGUGUACUGACAUCAGAAGAAUAUGAAUCCGAUAGCUUUGUUGUAAAAACCUCUUCCAUUGAAGAAGAAUCUGCAGAUGAGUCUACUGGUGAGGUGGAGCUACUUACCGAUGAACAAGUUGACUGCCUGACUCAAGAUGCAGAAGGGAUUCACCAAAAGGUCCCAUGCAUUGAAGACCGUUACGCCACCCUGGUGCAACGUGGCAAACUACUUAAAGAUAGCGGCAAUGUGAAGGAAGCACUAGACUGUUUUUUAAAAGCACUUGACAUUAGAUCGGGGGACCCUGAAGUUAUGAUGAUUACUUUGGGUCUGUAUAGACAGCUGUCUUAA